AUGACAACCGUUUGUACGACCACCCCGAAUUCCCCUCCUGACCUCUCCGGGUCCAAGUCCUCCAAGUCUUCCUCCUUUCGUUCCUCCUCGCAGCACUCGGGCCCCGAAGCCAUCUUCACUGAUAUCUCCAAUUUCGAAGAAGUGGACCUCCAGGACGAUGUGCAUGUCUCCUACGCCAAGGGUGCAACCCCGUACGUCCAAAAUGCUGGAAUCGCCCGAGCUUCAGCGGCCAUUAUGCACACCAAAUCGGCGGUUGCGACAACCCGCGAUCUGACAGCCACGAAAACAAAGACCGCGUACCCUGCCGGAAAACAGGUCAAUGGCACCUUGGCUCAGCCGGGCCGCGGUCCCAAACACCGCACCGGCAAUCAGCGGGAUCCAGCCUCCACCAAGCAAUCAGCCCUUCAAGUCACGAAGCCUCAUCGUUCGCGUUCCACAUCCCCACUGCGACCAACAUCGAGCUUGAGCUCGUCGCCGUCUACACACAGCCUGUCCCUGAAUCCCGUCAAUACCCCCACCCUCAACCGAAAGCCAUCGUGGCAGCGACCUCGCAAAACCGUGCAAGACUUGGAGGAUGAAUACCAUGACUCCGAUGAAGAGUUACCCGAGGAUGCAAGUCUCUGGAAUGUCCCCAUCUCCCCGCGGCCGGUACAGGAUCGAGCGCCGUCCCGGGCCUCCAGCCCCAACGGUCGCAGUCCUGGCCCUCGACCCCUGCCGCUGUCGCAUUCGGUUUCCGAUGUCACCAUUCCUCGGUCGCCUUCCGGUUCACGAUCCCCCACGACCCGCAACAAUCGUUCCAGCUCUGCAGGACCUGAGCGCGGUCAGAUCUCGCCCCGCAACCCGCGAGCAUACUCAUACAACAAUAUGAUGUCGGAUUUGUCGGAAGAGGCCAAGAUCAUUACGGAAGCCUUGGAAUUCCACGCCGAUGAGCGCCAGCGCCAGCGGGGAGAGCGCCUGCAAAGCGGGCUCUCCUCUCUCCGGUCGAGCGAGGAGUCCAAGCGUGGGUCCAAAAGCACCAUUGAGCUGCCCCCGUUGCAGAAAUCCAACAUCAUGAUCGAUCCGUUACCUCCCAGCAAGGAGAAAGAGAAGGUCCUGACGCGGACGCGGCCCAGCUGGCUGCCUCCCAAGGAUCAGAAGGAGGAAAAGCGGCAUUUGAAGGAAUACAAGCGGAUGAUGGCGCAGGCCCGGGAAGCAGACAAGCGUCGUGCUGCGAAGGCUGCUUCCGCGAAAUGCGAAAAAGACAACACUCGCGAGACUCUCCAGCAGAUCUGGGACGAGUAUGUGUACCCGAACUGGGAUAAUGUCAUUAAUGAAACCCGUACGCGGGAGUUAUGGUGGCGCGGAGUGCCGCCUCGGAUCCGGGGCUCGACCUGGCAGCGUGCUAUCGGCAAUGAGCUGGCUCUCUCCGAGGAAACAUACAAAAAGGCCUUGCAACGCGCCAAGGACGUGCGGGCGCGGCCCGAGGGUGAUUCAGGGGAGACCAACAAGCGCAUGAGGGAUUGGUUCGAGGCGAUCGACGCUGAUGCGUCCAAGGCAUUCCCCGAUUUGAACUUGUUUCAGGUCGGCGGUCCGCUGCGCGAGACAUUGAUCGAUGUUUUGCAGGCCUACUCUAUGUAUCGCAGCGACGUGGGCUAUGUCAGUGGCUUGCAUACCAUUGCUGCCCUGCUUGUCUUGCAAUUUCCAUCGCCAUCGUCGGCGUUCCUUGCCAUGGCCAAUGCGCUCAAUCGGCCGCUCCCUGUUGCUUUUCUUACGUUGGACCGCGGGGCGAUCGGUCGUACAUAUUCACUGGCGUCUGCGACGCUGAAAUACAAAUUCCCGCGUUUGAUGACGCAUUUGCACGAGACGCUCCGACUCAGCGACGAAGAGAUCUGGGAACCGAUGUUCCGGUCUCUGCUGACGAACGGGCUGGACUUGGAGCGUCUCAGCCGGGUCUGGGACUGCUGGGUGUUCGAAGGUGACCGGAUCAUGAUCCGGGCGGGCGUCGCGAUCCUCGGUUGCUUGCAGCCACAGCUGUUUGGGUACACCAAGCCGGACGACCAGAGUCGCAAGGCGGUGCAGGAUAUUCUCAGCUGGGGACCCCGACAGGGGGGCACUCGGACGCAGGAGCGACACAGUGCCCCGGCCUCCGCGACUGGGUUCGGAGGCGGGCAGAUGGCGUCCGGGAUGGGCGAUUACUGGAUGUUGGGCUCGGCGGGUGACGAGGACGGCUUUAUGCAUGAAGUGCGCGAGGCGGGCAAGGUGCGAUGA
Molecule: messenger RNA, 2247 nt
Organism: Aspergillus welwitschiae
Lineage: Eukaryota; Fungi; Ascomycota; Eurotiomycetes; Eurotiales; Aspergillaceae
Product: putative TBC domain protein
Exons: 3
Coding region: 1-2247 (748 amino acids)
Biological process (GO): activation of GTPase activity
Molecular function (GO): GTPase activator activity
Source: RefSeq, a predicted model, not a curated record